GAUUUCUCCAUGCGACGAUGUCCGGUCAUCGUCCACAAGAGUCUUGGGGCUCAUUCAACUCAAGACACUCUACAACUGUGCGAGAAGAAGAAACUUUCGAGCUUAGUGAAAACGGAAAUCUCCAAGGCAAUGUACCAAAGAAAUUCGCAACGAAAUACAAAGACGGCAGCUCUAUCGACUGGUUGCACGAGGAAGCACUCGAACGUGAACGAGACUAUGUGAAGAAGUCACAGAAGAGCAUUCGUAGUCUGCUAUCAAUUUGGGCAGACUCUGCACGUGUAUGGCUGGUUGUGAUAUCUACAGGUAUCGGAAUUGGUGUGGCUGGCGCUUGGUUAGAUGUACUCGUCAAAUGGUUAGGGGAUCUACGCGAAGGUCGCUGUCAAGAGGGUUUCUUCUACAACCAGGUGUCAUGUUGUAGCGGGCUAGAUCCUGGAGAGUUUUGCACCGACUGGCAAACUUGGAGCGAAUACUUUAACGUGCGGAAAAUAUUCGCGCAGUCACUGUUACAGUCGUCGAUCUAUGUAACAUUGGCAGUAGUUUUCGCUGGCAGCGCUGCCCUUUUAGUGAAUACAUAUGCACCUUACGCAUUCCACACAGGAAUUCCUGAGAUCAAAGCUAUUCUUGGCGGCUACGUUUUUGACGCAUUUCUCACUCCCUGGACGCUUCUCAUCAAAGCUCUUGGGUUGGCACUCGCAGUAGCUUCGGGGUUGUCACUGGGAAAGGAAGGUCCUUUAGUCCACGUAGCUUGUUGCAUGGCGUACAUGCUGUCGCGGUUGUUUAAGCAAUUCAAACAUAGUGAAGCUCAGAAACGCAAGAUCCUAGCUGCCGCGGCCGCGGCUGGUGUGUCAGUAGCUUUUGGUAGCCCAUUGGGUGGCGUCAUAUUCUGUCUUGAAGAGCUGGAUACUUUUGCUCUUGAAUCGGAUGUUAUGUGGCGGGGGUUUGUGGCAUCCGCUAUUGCAGCCGUAUCUCUACAGUACAUCGAUCCAUUUGGUACCUCGAAGCUCGUUCUUUUUCAAGUCACCAGUGGUGGAGAUACUUGGAGGGCUUUCGAACUGAUUCCUUGGUUGACCCUUGGCAUCAUUGGUGGCGUCCUUGGGUCUCUUCUCAUCAAACUCAACGUCGAGAUCGCGCUUUACCGUAGACAUAGCGUGCUGAAUGAAUAUCCUAUACUGGAGGUUGCUACAGUUAGUGCCAUCACAGCCGCCAUAGCAUAUCUUGUUGUGUUUACCCGCGUGCAAUCUUCCGAACUAGUUGCAAAUCUAUUUCAAGAAUGUGAUCCUGCAAGAGGAGAUUACCAUGGUCUAUGCAACCCAACAGCAAUGUGGGAGAACGUCUUUCUGUUACUCAUUUCAGCAGCCAUCAAACUGGCUCUUACUGCAUGGACAUUCGGAAUGAUGGUCCCUGCUGGUAUCUUUUUGCCCACUAUCGCGAUAGGAGCUUGCAUCGGACGUGCUGUAGGGAUGUUGACUCAAUCACUUCAAACUACGUAUCCCAAGGCAUGGAUUUUUCUGGCGUGUCCACCAGAUCCUACCGUACGAUGUGUCUCGCCUGGCUUCUACUCUGUCAUUGGGGCUUCUGCAAUGCUAGGCGGCGUGACACGAAUGACGGUCUCUCUUGUGGUGAUUCUAUUUGAGUUGACGGGGGCAUUAUCCCAUGUACUACCAAUCAUGGUUGGCGUCAUGACUGCGAAAUGGGUUGGUGAUGCGCUCGGGGAAGAUGGAAUAUACAACGUCUGGAUUAGUAUGAGGCAGUAUCCCUUCAUACCGCCUGUGGACUACAAUGAUAAAGGGCGAAUAGCUGCGGAUGCGAUGAGGCCUUUCGGGAUGCUGAAAAAAAUUCAAGAAGGUCAAGCGACACUGCAAGACAUAGAAAAUUUAGUCAAUGUCCAUGAAUAUCAUGGGUUUCCGGUCGUUCGAGGAAGAGAAUUGAUAGGAUAUGCCACACGCGAUAAAUUGAUAUCCUUUAUCGAACUUAAUCUAUCCCCGGAGACAGCUCGGAAAAGAUGCCGAUUUUCCUCUCCAAAACACCAGCUUACUCCUUCAAAUGACAACACCAUUGAUAUUCUUGAUUUAACAUCUUGCCUUGAAAGAUCAAUUCUUCAUCUUCGUAAAGAAGUGCCUCAAGCAUUAGUGGUACGCAUGUUCCAAAAAAUGAACCUGCAUCAAAUACUCUUUACUCAUCGAGGGCAACUCGACGGGAUGUUGACAAAGCCAGAUGUGGUUUCUUUGCUGACAGCCCAUUUUCCGCACGCAGGUGCACUUUCGUCAAAGGGGGAGUCACAGUAGGAAUGACGAUGCAGACAUUCAGUAUGAAAUCCUAUCAUAGUACACUCUUCAAGAGGCACGCAUGCCUAGUCGCAUUAUUCGUUAUUCAAUGAGAAGUUGACAGUAAAUAUUCUGAUAUAUAGUAUACAGCCAUUAAUCUAGGAGGAUUUU
Messenger RNA from Lentinula edodes (shiitake mushroom), 2435 nucleotides. RefSeq names its product Cl-channel protein. Gene Ontology annotation, molecular function: voltage-gated chloride channel activity. The record is from RefSeq and is a predicted model, not a curated record. Gene Ontology annotation, cellular component: membrane; Golgi apparatus; early endosome. Lineage: Eukaryota; Fungi; Basidiomycota; Agaricomycetes; Agaricales; Omphalotaceae. The coding region runs from base 18 to 2285 and encodes 755 amino acids. Gene Ontology annotation, biological process: chloride transport; transmembrane transport. The transcript is spliced from 22 exons.